Molecule: messenger RNA, 328 nt
Organism: Tricharina praecox
Lineage: Eukaryota; Fungi; Ascomycota; Pezizomycetes; Pezizales; Pyronemataceae
Exons: 1
Coding region: 41-253 (70 amino acids)
Source: RefSeq, a predicted model, not a curated record
GGUGGGGAUGCUGGGGGAGACCAAGAUCUAGGUGGGUAGAAUGCCGGAUUGGUAUGGCCGGCGGUGGAGCAGUUUUUUGAUCAGCACAGCAUUCGCAUUUAGUAGAUCAUGGCUGAGUACAAAUCCGGUUCCACCCUACCUACUGUCAGCGGUGGAGCGGUGUAUGGUGGUAUGGUGUAUGGUGUACCUUAUGGGCGCGUCCUUUUCCCAUGAUCUGCCUACGCCAAUUGAAGAUGGACGAGCUAUACACUAGCACUACCGACGAACAGAGUAUCUCGCCCGCCAAAGUGACAGCAGCUGUAGAGUGACCGCCCAUGAACACGAGCCG